This is a messenger RNA of Prorocentrum cordatum, 1116 nucleotides long. The record is from the annotation of a GenBank genome assembly. NCBI's taxonomy places the organism in Eukaryota, Dinophyceae, Prorocentrales, Prorocentraceae.
AGCCGAGGCGGGCUCGAGCGCGCUGCUUGCCCGCCCCGUGCGCGGCCGGGUGUCCGCAGAGGAGGCGAUGCGAUCCCUGGCCCGCGCGCGGGUCCGCCGCAGUGGCGGCCGCGCGCGUUGAGGUGCCGGCGAGGUGAGCCGUUGCCAUGCCAGCGCCAGUUCCGGCGCCAGAGCCCGUGGAGAAGCCGCAGCCCGAGGCGCAGCCGGAGGCCGAGGCGAGGCCAGGGGCCUCGGAGGCCCUGGCGGCCGAGGCGAAGCCGGAGGCCCCGGAGGCUCAGGCGAAGCCGCAGGCCCUGGAGGCCGAGGCGAAGCCAGAGGCCCCCGAGCCCGCGCCAGCCUCGCCGCAGGCCAGUGCGCCAGCUGCGGCAGCAUCGAGGGUUUCGGAUGACCCGCCGAUGCAGCCAGAGCUCGUGCCCCGACGACUGCGGUGGCAGCAGCUGUCCGCCUCUGCGGCGUCGCAGGCCGAGGAGGCCGCCCGGGCGGAGCCCGCCGCGGCCUCGAGCGCCGCCGCGCCCUCCGGCGCCGCCGCGCGGCGCGAGGGGCCUCGGGACCCAGUGGACGAGCUGGAUGCCCAGGUUGAGGAGCUGCUCCAGUCGCCGGAAAUCGACGACCGCGCGGCCCAUGAGCUCAGGACCUCGUCCGACGACGUCAAGCGCAGGGUCAUCGCGCGGGGCGGGAUCACCAGCGCCCGCAACCCCUCCGCCGCGAUCCUCGUCCGCAUCAAGGACGCCAAGGUGGAGAUCAGGACGGGGGCUACAAGGAACAAUGUCGCCAUGUCCAUGGGCCUCCCGACUAGCAGGGAGGUCGAUGACUUUAUCAAGGAUCACCGCCUCAGCCGCGAGGCUUCCAAGGCGCUGCGGAGCUCCUCGCCCACCGUGAAGAGGCGCAUUCUCUGCAGCACCUCCAUCGCCGACUGCCCAGACCCCAACGCCUACGUGCUGGGCAUGAUUCCGGGCAAGGGGGGGAAGCCUUCGGCACCGACGAUUGGCCUGCCCGCCUUCCUUCUCGCUUUGUGCGCCAGCGAGUUACCCUGUUCGCCUCUGUCAAAGGGCAUCGGUUCUCCUUCGCUCAUCUUGGCUGCAGGCCUGCUGUCCUCGUCUCUGCGUGUCUCAAGCC